UCUGCUAGCAUUGAGCCGCCUGGCGCCAUCCUGCUACUCUCAGAAAGAAUGCCUUCACUGUAACAAGCACACAGGCAGAGAAAACACAAGAUCUCAUCAGCCAGUUCCAGCUUCUUUUUCUUGGAUCACACACCUCCUUCCCUCGAGCUUUGUAGUUUUUUUUUACUGCCUCAUUCUCAAGGUCCCAGUUCUGACUUCUCCAGGGGGUCCCGUUCUGACCAGCCUUGUGGAACACUUGGUCUCCACAACUUUCCUGCAGAAGUUACUUUUAUUAUUAUUAUAGUUAUUUUUCAUUUUUCUUAUUAUUUUUCAGGAAAACUUUUUUUGAGUUAUUUCUUUUCUUCUAGGAGAAUACACUGGAUGUGAUAUUUUGUAUUUAUUCUGUGAUCAUUGGACAUAACAACGUUGGUGGACAUUCAAAGGUUGCACACUCCAGUUUCUGGUGCAGAUGGAGGUCUCUGCAGACCAACCUCGGUGGGUCAGUCACCAUCACCACCCCUCUGUGUUAAAUGGGCAGCACCCUGACUCCCACCACCUUACUCACACAUACAUGGACCAUGCUCAGUACCCCCUGCCAGAUGAGGUGGAUGUUCUUUUUAAUAUUGAUGGACAAGGGAACCAUGUUCCAUCUUAUUAUGGUAACUCAGUCAGAGCAGCCGUGCAGAGGUACCCACCUGCUCACCACGGGAGUCAAGUAUGCCGCCCCCCACUACUACACAGCUGGCUAGAAGGAAAUAAAGCUUUGGGAGGACCCCACACUACAUCUCCAUGGAACCUUCCUUUCACAAAGACUUCCAUCCAUCACAGCUCACCUGGACCCCUUUCUGUCUACCCCCCAGCAUCCUCUUCAUCCCUGGCUGCAGGACAUUCCAGCCCCCACCUCUUCACUUUUCCCCCUACUCCACCAAAAGACGUUUCCCCUGACCCCUCUAUAUCCACCUCUGGAUCCACUGCUUCCAGCAGACAGGAGGAGAAGGAAUGCAUCAAGUACCAAGUAUCGCUGGCAGAGUCAAUGAAACUGGAGUCCUCUCACCCCAGGAGUAGCAUGCCACCGCUAGGGGGCGCCUCAUCUUCUGCCCACCAUCCCAUCACCACAUACCAAUCCUACGUCCAAGAAUACAGCCCCGGGCUCUUCCCUCCUGGGAGCCUUUUGGGGGGGUCACCAACUGGUUUUGCUUGCAAGUCAAGGCCCAAAACUCGCUCAAGUACAGGCAGGGAGUGUGUAAACUGUGGGGCAACUUCAACCCCCUUGUGGAGGAGAGAUGGCACCGGGCACUAUCUGUGUAAUGCAUGUGGACUCUAUCACAAAAUGAAUGGACAGAACCGACCUCUCAUUAAACCCAAAAGAAGACUGUCUGCUGCAAGGCGGGCAGGUACGUCCUGCGCCAACUGUCAAACUACCACCACUACCCUUUGGAGGAGAAAUGCCAAUGGGGAUCCAGUUUGCAAUGCCUGUGGGUUGUACUACAAACUUCACAAUAUUAACAGACCCUUGACUAUGAAGAAGGAAGGAAUUCAGACCAGAAACCGAAAAAUGUCUAGCAAGUCAAAAAAGAGCAAAAAGAUUCACGACGGCCUUGAGGACUACCCCAAAAGUUCGUUCAGCCCUGCCGCCCUCUCCCGACACAUGUCUUCGCUCAGCCACAUUUCACAUUUCAGCCACUCCAGCCACAUGCUGACCACACCAACACCAAUGCAUCCUUCAUCUGGUCUUUCCUUUGGGCCCCAUCAUCCAUCCAGUAUGGUCACUGCCAUGGGAUAGACAUGAUCUUGUCAUGUCCACUUAGGACCUCAUCCUUGAUGACCUCCCUAAACUAUGGAAAACACGGUAUUUAAAUGCUUACACACUGUUGUGUUUGCCACUUCUAAAGGAAGUCACUAUGGCAUCUACGUAUUCUCAACCACCGAAUCUGGAUCCCAUUUGUGAAUAAGCCAUUCAAACUCCUUUAACCCUGUUGAAAAAGGGGUUCUAGUGCUGUGAACAAAAAAUACAGAACAUUGAAUAUAAAUAUUAUAACUUUAUUGUACAGUUGGAGACUUUAUUGCCAAUUGGCACCUCUUCAAAGAGCAUGAAGGACUUUGGGAAUGUGGUGGGGAUACCAAAGACUUAUUGACUGCCAGAUGUUUUCUUGGCUAAGUAAAUUAACUAACUGCCAACCAAUGUUUUCCUUAACUGGCGGAAGUAGUUUGAUGCAUUAACAUUGUAGGCAGUUAAUACAUUCAGACUAUGAGCCUCUCCUAAGGAAGUUCUAUCAGUCCUGGGCAAUCAGUGUUACCAUAGAGAUAUUGCCAAUAAGGAUUUCCAGAUAGUCAUCCUUUGAGCCGAAAUGCAUUGUGAAUAAGUUCCUGUAAUUGUUGUCUGUUUGUAUAAUUCAAAUGCACAAAAUGAAAAAAAGAUGUAGAUUUAUUUCAUCAUAUUAUACAGACUGAAUGGUUGUAUAAAUUUAUUUACUGCUAGUGUAAAGAACUGCUUUUAUUGUUUUCAUAUUAUUUUUUCUUUCUCUAAAAAUAAAAAUAGAUUACAUUCUGUUGAA
Molecule: messenger RNA, 2534 nt
Organism: Bombina bombina (fire-bellied toad)
Lineage: Eukaryota; Metazoa; Chordata; Amphibia; Anura; Bombinatoridae
Gene: GATA3
Product: GATA binding protein 3
Exons: 5
Coding region: 449-1762 (437 amino acids)
Biological process (GO): positive regulation of transcription by RNA polymerase II; cell fate commitment; regulation of epithelial cell differentiation
Cellular component (GO): nucleus
Molecular function (GO): DNA-binding transcription factor activity, RNA polymerase II-specific; zinc ion binding; RNA polymerase II cis-regulatory region sequence-specific DNA binding
Source: RefSeq, a predicted model, not a curated record